GGACUAUAAAAGUCUAGUACUUGGCGAUGUGGUUAUCAAACGCUUACAUACCGUGAACGGAGUUAGCUGAACAUAUUACAAAAUGAAAUUCUUGCUCGUCGCUUUUGCCGCCAUCCUGGCUUGCACCAGUGCUGAUGUCUCUGAGUUGGGCUACAGCUAUCAAGAACCCGCACCUGUGUCAUUCAAUGUCCCAGCACCAGCCCCUGCACCAGUUGCCCAACCUGAUCGCACCUACGUGCCACCAGCACCAGCACCAGCUCCAGUUCAUGUACCAGCUCCAGUCCAUGUCCCAGCUCCAGUCCAUGUCCCAGCUCCAGUCUAUGUCCCAGCUCCAGCUCCAGUUCAUUUCCAUGCCCCGGCUCCAGCUCCAGCUCCAGUACAUGUCCCAGCCCCUGCUCCAGCGCCAGUGCAUGUCCCAUCUCAAGUUUACCUCCCAGCUCCAGCUCCAGCACCAGCACCAGUCUCAGUCCCAGCACCAGCUCCAGUUCAUGUUCCAGCCCCAGCUCCAGUGCAAUUCCAUGCCCCAGCUCCAGCUCCUGUACAUGUCCCAGCCCCAGCUCCAGCUCCCGCUCCAGUUCAUGUUCCAUCUCCAGUAUACAUUCCAGCUCCAGCUCCUGCUCCAGCUCCAGCACCAGUGCAAUAUGUUGCCCCCGCUCCAAUUGCUCCAACUGAGCAAAUCGAACAUCACGCCGAAGAUGGUUACCGUUACAAGACUGUCCGCCGUCGCGUUUACAGACGCCGUUAUUAAUUUUGUUUUAUUUGGAUUGAUGAUGAUAAUUCUAUCCAGAAAAACAAAAAACACACUUAACGAAUAAAUAAAAAUUCUAGUUUUAUUAGAAAA
Molecule: messenger RNA, 841 nt
Organism: Bactrocera latifrons
Lineage: Eukaryota; Metazoa; Arthropoda; Insecta; Diptera; Tephritidae
Product: skin secretory protein xP2-like
Exons: 2
Coding region: 83-748 (221 amino acids)
Source: RefSeq, a predicted model, not a curated record